Molecule: messenger RNA, 3534 nt
Organism: Xiphias gladius (swordfish)
Lineage: Eukaryota; Metazoa; Chordata; Actinopteri; Istiophoriformes; Xiphiidae
Gene: zswim2
Product: zinc finger, SWIM-type containing 2
Exons: 10
Coding region: 497-2320 (607 amino acids)
Molecular function (GO): zinc ion binding; ubiquitin protein ligase activity
Source: RefSeq, a predicted model, not a curated record
CCGUGGGAGGGGAAGUUCGUCUAAACCGACGACCGCGUGUUUCAUCCGGCACCUGAGGCCCCAACGGACUGUUUCGGAUGUUAGAGUUAACCGGAAACAGUCGACAGGUGUAGGUAAAUUAGCCCUAUCACUGUUAUGCUAGCAAGGUAAUGUCAGACUCGAGUUAAUCGUCGUUUUGCUGUCGUAAAAUGGGAUAAUUUAUUGUUAAAAUACACAAGGAAUCCCGGGCUAUUUUCUGGUACAGUGAUAUUGAGUAUUAAAUUAGUCAUACCAGUCGUUAAGAGUAAAAUAACUAGCUUGCGUUACCUGGCCAAACUACCUUUUCUGUCCACCUGCUACCCACAAAGCUAAAUACAAGGUGUGUUCUUGAUUAUGCUAAAAGGUGGUAAGCAAAAAAAGUACAAUUACAGCCUUGCAUUGGCUGCUUCAUAAGAAAUCAAAUUGGUGUAAUUUUCAUGAAGUACACAGCUGACAAUGUCCAGUUUCCAGUGACAGGAUGUUUAGGAAAACUGCCUGGAGGAACACGGUCAGUGAUGCACUGAGUUUCCGCCAGGAUCAAGCCCUCAACACAACUAUAUUUCUCCUGAAAACCUACGGCCCCAUGGGAUUUCUGCUCAGAGAGGAUGGAGAGACCAGAAACUUCAAGGUGUGCUUGGGUGACCCACAUACGUGCACUUGCCCUGUGUUCACCAAGGAGCAGGAGCCAUGCAAACACAUCUUCUGGAUUUUACUGCGGAAAUUCAGACUACCAAGAGAACAUGACUAUUCAUUUCAAAAUGGACUUGUGGAUAGACAGAUCCUGGAGGUGCUCCAUGGUUUACACCAAACCAGACCCCACCGGAUGGAAAAUGAUCCCUCUGCAGAUUCUGGGACCCCAAGCCAACCAGUCAUGGGCCAGGAGGCUGGAAGUGUCUGUCGGAAAGUGAUUCAAGCCCAGGAUGUGUGUCCUAUCUGUCAAGAGGAGCUUCUGGAGAAAAAACAGCCUGUGUCUCACUGCAGGUUCGGCUGUGGCAACAAUGUCCACAUCUCUUGCAUGAAAGUGUGGGCAGAUCACCAGAAGCUCUCAGACACAGAAGAGAUGGUGAAGUGCCCUCUGUGCAGGGAGGACUUCAGCUCUUUGAAGUUACUUAAGGAGCAGGUGAAAAACGCAGAAAAGCUCUUCACUGCUGCUGAAAGAGAGAAGCCAGAAAGACACCUGGGUGUUCUCUGUCACAUCUGCCAAGUCUGCCCUAUCACUGGCAGAUGUUUCAAAUGCAUAGUCUGCAGUUACUUCUAUUUGUGUGAGGGAUGCGCAAAGAGAGGCUGCCACCCACAGCAUCAGUUUGCUUCACGAACAAAAAGAAGAGACAAGUGGCAUCUUGUUGCAGAGGACCUGAGUGAUGAACCAAAGGGAGCGACCUGUCAGCCAGCAAAUGACAGCAUCAUGACUGUAGCUGCGGAUCCUCUACCUGAAAAUGUGUUGGGGUGUCUGCCUACUGUCAGGGUGAGAUCAGGAUCUCGGCUCUUGGACGAGGGACAGCAGUGUCGGAUCUGUCUGCAGAAUUUUACCCUGGGCCAGCGUGUCCGAAUCCUGCCCUGUCAUCAUAAGUUCCACAUGGAUUGUGUGGAUGGGAUCUUGCGGAAGACAAACUCCUGCCCUUUGGAUGGAUACGUCAUUUUUAAUCCCUUGAUUUGGAGAACCAGUGAAAGGAAGACCUCCCAUAAAUUGGCAUCCUGCCCUUCCAGUGACUCUGGCAAACCAGACCAUAACUUAAAAGACCUGUUUAUCCCAGGAACUGCACUGCGGGACAGGAAAACUAGAACUGCUCCUCCACAUGGUUCUCUUCAUUUAGAGUUGCUGACAGGCUCUUCAGAAACUUUUAACAUCCCACAAAAGUUAAUAAGUGACCAGUUUCUUGGCUUGUGCAUUACCACAACAGAUGCUGCAAAAAAAGAAGGAAAAGGAGUGCUGCAGAAAAAACAAAGUCUUGCUUUUCCUGAAAGCAGUUGUUUUGAUCAGCGAAGUAAAUCUGACUCAGGUGACAGACAAAACACCUGUUCCUCAAAAAAGACACUGGCAAAAUGCAGCUCUGCCUCACCUAAUAUGUUUGUACCUGUGGCAAAAAUCAGAGAGCAGCCACAGGUGAACCUUUUUGUAGGUUUUUGCAGAUCAGAAGCAAGCCACACAGCCACUGUGGCCUUUCCUGCCAGGCGAACUACACUACAGCCAAGAAGGAGAGGCCCGAUAACUGCUCAAGUCACAAACAAGAAACCUACUUCAGAGCUAAGAAUGACUGGAGUCUCGAUCAACACACAGCAUCACCGGAACACAGAAACUUAAAAUUUUAGUUUUUUCUGCACUUUUUUCCAUAAAAUGAAUGGAAAAGCUACUGAACAAGAAUUGGUAUCAAGUAAGUUUAUUUAGUUCACAAAAAGGCAAGACUAAUAACACUACCAUUAUUACAGAGGUAAACACAAGAGGUGCUCAUUUGGGAAGAAACAAAAGCCCAUGAGGUUCAAUGGCUAGACACAAGAGGAGCACACUAUAGAACACAUUGAAAUCAAUACAAAUACAUUCAGUGAGAUCAAUUUGAUAUGGGAGUGGCAGUAGGGUUGAUUUGCUUGUCAAAAAUUAUCAGCACAAAGUGUUCACACACUACUCCUUGUGGUGCCGUUGAAGCUGGGAUACACAGUUUUCAAGCUGAUGAAUAGCGGGAGAAAGUAUUUUCAUUUGUUAGCAUACUGAAUGAUUAAGUGCUUAACUUGUUGCUACAUUUAAAAAUACAAAGCUCAGGCUUUUUGUACACUCCCAUGGAAAGACACUCACUCUUUAGGCUAACCUUAAAAUAAUUCACAUUGAUAACACAUCUCAAAUGACAGUUACUCAAAAACUUUGUCGUUCAACCAUUCAGUGAAACACACUGAUGAACCUCUCAGACCUUUUGCUGUUGGAUGGACGAAAUAACGGCACAAAUUAAAUGUCACAGUCACAUAAUACAUAAAAUGUUGCUUUACUAUAUACAUAGAAAAAACACAUCGUAUGAAUGUGGCAACAGAAUCAAGGCUUAUACGUACAAAAUGAAGUCGUCAUUGAAAAAGUUUUUACAGUAGUACCAUGACGGAAGACUAAAUAUGGCAAAAAUUGUUGCUGCAGAUUUUGUUUUUAAAUCUUAAUUAUGGUUGAUAUUGCUAGUGGAACCAUUUUCUGGUACUCAUGGUGAGGUUUUUUUUUUUGUUUGUUUUGUUUUGUUUUUGUUUUUUUUUGCCAAACUUUAUGACAAACAGGCAAUGAUAUCAGAUUUCUUCAUUUUAAUUGCUGUAAUAUAUACACACUGAAAAUGUUAUAAGUUUCUGGGAAUGUUGUGCGCCAGCCAAACAAAUUGCCGCGCAUUAAAGUGUGGUGUGCUUUAUUUGAAUUGAGUCAAAAGCUGCCAUAUCAGUUAGUAGAGGACAGAUAUGAAAGGCAGGCGUACAUGUGACCUUGUUUGACAUUUUACUAAAGUAAAAUGUGUAUCUAUAAAUAUUUGUUAAAAUUUUUUUUUUAAACCUAAGAAA